CCACUGUAAGUGUAGGCACUUUUGCAUUUGAAUUCAACGUCUCAAAGCCUUCUUGGUACAUCUCUGGUGACAAGUUGAAUCAUAUCAAUAUCAAACACCAUCCAAUAAGUUAUUCAAGAACCUCGGUAUUGAAGAGUAUUUUAGAAGGAAAUCCAAAUUCAGAAGAUGUUUUUCAGUCAAUUUGAUUUGAAAUAAAUCCACAACUAUGCGUUGUUCUGCUCGGUGCAUAAACCUAAAUUGUUCAAAAUCAAUUCAGUUGGAUCACUCCAUAGUGGAAAGCUUUGCUCAAGGAGGGAGGACAGUCAUCACAUCACGAGUUUAUCCGACAAAGGCAAUAGACGGAGCAGCUCGAGUAUUCAUGUUUAACAAUGCCACAGGAUUGAAUGUCAAGGCAUCAGCAAAGAUUUGGCAAAUGGAUUCAGCAGAUAUUCACCCUUUCCCCCUGUAA
Molecule: messenger RNA, 448 nt
Organism: Ilex paraguariensis (yerba mate)
Lineage: Eukaryota; Viridiplantae; Streptophyta; Magnoliopsida; Aquifoliales; Aquifoliaceae
Source: the annotation of a GenBank genome assembly